Molecule: messenger RNA, 1892 nt
Organism: Pyrus x bretschneideri (Chinese white pear)
Lineage: Eukaryota; Viridiplantae; Streptophyta; Magnoliopsida; Rosales; Rosaceae
Product: probable pectinesterase/pectinesterase inhibitor 20
Exons: 2
Coding region: 53-1747 (564 amino acids)
Biological process (GO): cell wall modification
Molecular function (GO): pectinesterase activity; pectinesterase inhibitor activity
Source: RefSeq, a predicted model, not a curated record
ACACCCCGUGACCUUAUUACACACUAAUUCCUCAAACCUCUCCAUUGUGGCAAUGGCUUCUAAGUUCUUUCAUCUUGUGAAAGUUUCAUCAUUUCUCAUAAUCUUCCAUUUCCUCAGCUCUCGAUCUCUAGCAGAUGUCCCUCUAAACACUCCUCUCCCACCAGAAACCAUUUGCAAGUCCACCCCACAUCCUUCUUACUGCACAUCUGUCCUUCCCCACAACAACGAAAGUGUCUAUGACUUUGGCAGGUUUUCAGUCCAACGUGCACUUUCCGAAUCCCAUAAGCUCUUAGAUUUGUAUGAAAAAUAUCUUCAAAAGGGUUCAAGUUUAACAAAUCCUGCAAUCCAAGCACUUGAGGACUGCAAGCAGCUUGCAUUGUUAAACAUUGAUUUCUUAUCGAGCUCCCUCGAAACUGUUAACAAAGCGAGUGAUGUUCUUCCUAUCUUGGAUGCCGAUGAUGUCCAAACAUUGCUUAGCGCAAUUCUAACCAACCAUCAAACUUGUUCCGAUGGGAUUGCAUCUCUGCCUUCUUCAGCUGGGAGUGUCCUAGGUGAUCUAUCAGUUCCACUCUCUAACAACACAAAAUUGUAUAGUACCUCUUUGGCUCUCUUUACCAAGGGUUGGGUGCCUAAGGACAAAAAUGGGGUGCCAAAGCAACCCAAGAGGCAGUUCAAAUUCGGGAAGGGACGUUUGAACUUGAAAAUGUCAACCCAUGCUCGUGCAAUUUAUGACUCCGCUAUCAAUCAUCGGGGAAGAAGGCUACUUCAGGUGGGAGACGAAGAAGUUUUGGUGAAGGACAUUGUGGUUGUGAGUCAAGAUGGAAGUGGAAACUUCACCACCAUCAAUCAAGCCAUUGCCGUUGCACCAAAUAACUCUGUUGCUAGUGGUGGGUACUUCAUGAUAUAUAUCACUGCCGGUGUUUAUAAAGAGUACGUGUCAAUUAUAUCACAAAAGAAGUAUUUGUUGUUCGUCGGAGAUGGUAUCAAUCAGACUAUCAUCACAGGAAAUAACAGCGUAGGAGAUGGAUCGACAACUUUCAAUUCUGCUACUUUAGCUGUGGUGGCACAAGGGUUUAUGGCAGUAAACAUCACUGUACGUAACACAGCUGGACCAAGCAAAGGACAAGCAGUUGCACUUCGAAGCGGAGCGGAUUUUUCAGUGUUCUAUAGUUGCAGCUUUGAAGGGUACCAAGAUACCUUGUACACACAUUCCCUUAGACAAUUCUACAGAGAAUGUGAUAUCUAUGGAACAGUUGAUUUCAUAUUCGGCAAUGCUGCUGUUGUUCUACAAAAUUGCAAUAUCUACCCUCGUCAGCCUAAUCAAGGGCAAUCCAAUCCCAUCACAGCUCAAGGUAGAACGGACCCGAAUCAGAACACAGGAACUUCAAUCCACAAUUGCACUAUUACACCUACACCUGAUUUGGCUUCGAGUAAUUAUACUGUCCAGACCUAUCUAGGGAGGCCAUGGAAGGAGUAUUCAAGAACAGUUUACAUGCAAACUUUCAUGGGAAGUUUAAUUGAUCCUGCUGGAUGGCUUGCUUGGAGUGGAGACUUUGCACUGAGUACAUUGUAUUAUGCUGAGUACAAUAACACUGGUCCUGGAUCAAACACUACAAAUAGAGUUACAUGGCCCGGUUACCAUGUGAUCAAUGCAACUGUUGCUGCUAAUUUUACAGUCUCCAACUUCUUGCUGGGGGAUAAUUGGUUGCCUGACACUGGAGUCCCUUACACUGGUGGUUUGGUUUGAGCAACUUGUUAAAAUUGUUGUAUUGUUUAUUUCAUUUGAUGUGCUUUUAUGAUAAACAUUCUUAUUGUGAAAUGGUGAAAGCUAUAUUUAUAAUUUGAAAGUGUAUGGUUUCUAAUUUAUAAUUAAAACAAAAUGCUUCAAGCUA